Messenger RNA from Aspergillus uvarum CBS 121591, 640 nucleotides. RefSeq lists its product as uncharacterized. NCBI's taxonomy places the organism in Eukaryota, Fungi, Ascomycota, Eurotiomycetes, Eurotiales, Aspergillaceae. The record is from RefSeq and is a predicted model, not a curated record. The transcript has a single exon. The coding region runs from base 298 to 618 and encodes 106 amino acids.
CUAAGCCCUGCCCAUCAUUUACUGCUUCGCGUUUACUACUUCUUUUAAGACAUCCAUCUCCAGCUGGGACCUUAUACCACACAACCGAAUCCUGAGGAAAGCAACCCCCGACUUUCAGGGUCUCAAAUCAUACAAUCCAGACUACAUCACCUUCGCCUCGAGAGAAUCCUCAAUCUGUUCAGUCUAUACGUCCUCACAAACACCUCAAAAGAGGAACUUACCUUCUACACCGUCCCCUCUUCCAUCUUUCAUCCAUACACCCACACCCACUCCCCCGCGAAAAGGCGAGAAAAGAAUAUGACAUCCGCCACCUCCCUCCCCCGGCCCCCCGCCACAUCAGAGCCAGGCAGCAACACCCCCCGUGGCCGCCCCCGGACAGACCUCGAGCUCGCGGGCGAGGCGUGGCGGUUCGUCAAUCGGCAGGUGCAGAAGGUCCGGGAUCGGCGGGCGAAGAAAGCUGCUUCCGCCUCCGGAGGUUUGAAUGGCAAGGGAUCGAGUCAGGAGGAUGCUGCUGCUGAUGAUGAUGAUGCUGGGUCUGUUUUGAGUGAGGCGGAGACGGUCGUGGAGUCUGUGCCUAAAGGAGAGACGAUGGUUGAGAAGGGGAAGAUGGGAGCUUAGGAGGGGGGAAGAUGGGGGAAUA